Molecule: messenger RNA, 1262 nt
Organism: Bombus pyrosoma
Lineage: Eukaryota; Metazoa; Arthropoda; Insecta; Hymenoptera; Apidae
Gene: pasi1
Exons: 6
Coding region: 379-951 (190 amino acids)
Source: RefSeq, a predicted model, not a curated record
AACUUGAAAAUUACGUACCUUCGAAGGUGUAUCUGAUAACCAAUCACGUGGAGUAGGAGAUAAAGUAAAUUACAUUAAAAUAUCAAAAUACGAACUCCAAUUUCACAUUUGUAUGAUUAUAAAACUAGCAGUUUUUUCUUAAUUAUAUUCUCGUUCAAGAUUUGGAUGUUAUACUUUCGUAUGUAUAGAUAAAAUUUUCAUUCGUAACAACGGUGUUCGACAUUAAUGAUUUUAAUACCUUUCUCUUACACGCUUCGAAAUAUAUUAAUAUGUUACUUAAGUUGGAAAUUUAAAUUUCAAAGUGGCAUUCAGAAAUGGAUAUAAAGUAACAUUUUCAUUGAAUUCGUUCGCUAGUAUUUUCUAGUUUAUGGAAUUUGUAUGUUGGUAGACCUUUUACAUGUUGACGCCCAAACCUUGAAUCUUGAAUACACUAACAAAAUCAUGACCAUAUUGGAAUCCUGCUGGUCACCAUUUGUUUGGACCAAUAACAUCAAGACAGGAUGCAAAGCUAUUGCUUUUUAUACAAUUGCAAUUAGUAUAAUAUGCAUUACAUUGGUAUGUUAUCAAUUAAAUGGAGGAGAUUCAUCUCAAUUGUAUAAUCCUCUGUUUGAGGCUGAUAUUAGAGGAUCAAUGCAAAUUGGUGGAGGAUUUAUGAUCUUUUAUUUUGCUCUCUUGAUAAUAUCAAGCGGUUUGAUGAUGCAUGGAUUAAGAGAAGGAAUAAGGGGAUGGUUACUUCCCUGGCUUAUAUUAUGGUUCAUUGUAUGUUUAUUCCAAUUAGUUUUUGGACUUUGGCUUGUAGGAGGUUAUUACAUCUAUCUUGAUGCAACAUUUGCAGCGAUGUGUAUUUGGUUCUGGAUGUCCUAUAACAUAUACUGUUGGUUAGUUGUGUUGUCAAUGUACAAAAUAUUUGAAGAAUUACAAUCUCCGAAUAUAGAACUUUUGUGGCCUUAAGUAGGUACAUAAUACUAACUAUAAGAUAUCAAGUACAUUGAUUGGCACCAAAGUAAGAUACAGUGUCUUGGGAGAUACAGAUAUUAUCUUCUACUUUUGUACAUUUUCUUCAAACGAAAUGUUUAUUUAGAGAAUUAAUAUUAUUUAAAAGAUAAUUUACAUCAAACAAAAGCUUGUGUUCAACUCGGUUAUGAUUAUUUAUUUUGACGUAUCUAAUAUUAAAUAUUAUAAACACAUAAGUAAUAUACUCACGUGUCAGUAAUGUACAAUUAGUUUGAAGCUUAGAACUUUUUACAUUUUAACAAAAAGAC